Lachancea thermotolerans CBS 6340 is the source of this 2118-nucleotide messenger RNA. It is a transcript of the gene GLC3, whose product is annotated as 1,4-alpha-glucan branching enzyme. Gene Ontology annotation, cellular component: cytoplasm. Gene Ontology annotation, molecular function: cation binding; hydrolase activity, hydrolyzing O-glycosyl compounds; 1,4-alpha-glucan branching enzyme activity. The record is from RefSeq and is a predicted model, not a curated record. Gene Ontology annotation, biological process: glycogen biosynthetic process. Bases 1 to 2118 code for a protein of 705 amino acids. The transcript has a single exon. NCBI's taxonomy places the organism in Eukaryota, Fungi, Ascomycota, Saccharomycetes, Saccharomycetales, Saccharomycetaceae.
AUGGGAAAUGUGCCAGAAAACGUGAGACCCGCAGUUGAGCUCGACCCCUGGCUCGAGCCCUUCGCAGCAGUACUCUCGGAGCGCCGAGAGCUCGCAGACAAGUGGGCUGGUGAUAUCCGUGGGAGCCUGGGCGCUGGUCGUGAGCACACGCUAGCAGCAUUCGCGCGAGACGGGUACCAGCAAUUCGGGCUCCAUGCGGACGCGAGAACCAAGGAGAUCCGGUACCGCGAGUGGGCACCCAACGCGCAGCGCGCGUUCCUCGUGGGCGACUUCAACGGGUGGAACACUGAGUCGCACGAGCUGACGCAGCGGGACCAAUACGGGGUGUUUUCGACAACAAUUGCGCCGCUGGCUUCGGGCGAUUUCGCAAUCCCACAUGAUUCUCGCAUCAAAGUCUUGUUAGUACUGGGCGACGGAACGCAAUUGUACCGGCUGCCCGCGUGGAUCACGCGGGCGACGCAGCCAGACAAGGAGACCGCGCGGCAGUACGGCCCCAGCUACGAGGCGCGGUUCUGGAACCCACCCACACAGUACGAGUUCCGCCACGCACGCCCACGUUUCAGCCGUGAUCUGGAUUCACUGCGCAUCUACGAAGCGCACAUUGGUAUUUCUUCACCUGAGCCCAAGGUCGCGUCAUACCGCGACUUUACGGCCAACGUUCUUCCCAAGAUUCGCGAACUGGGCUACGACGCGAUCCAGCUCAUGGCCAUCAUGGAGCACGCGUACUAUGCGUCGUUCGGGUACCAGGUCACGAACUUCUUCGCGAUCAGCUCGCGGUACGGCACGCCCGAGGACCUGAAGGAACUCGUGGACACCGCGCACGGCAUGGGGCUGCUGGUCCUGCUCGACGUUGUGCACAGUCACGCGUCUAAGAACGUUGAAGACGGCCUCAACAGGUUCGACGGGUCGGACCACCAGUACUUCCACUCGCUCUUGUCCCGCAGGGGCGAGCACCCGCUGUGGGACUCGCGUCUGUUCAACUACGGCAGUUUCGAGGUACUGCGCUUCCUGCUCAGUAACCUCGCCUUCUACGUCGAUAUCUAUCACUUUGACGGGUUCCGCUUCGACGGCGUCACUUCUAUGCUUUACAACCACCAUGGAGUGGGCGCCGGCGGCGCCUUCAGCGGCGACUACAACGAGUAUCUCUCCAAAGAGCGGUCUGAUGUCGACCACGAGGCUCUCGCAUACCUCAUGCUGGCUAAUGACUUAGUCCGCGAGCUCUUGCCGGAAAGCGGCGUCACUAUCGCAGAGGACGUCUCCGGGUACCCAACGCUCUGUCUGCCUCGCGCGAGCGGCGGCGCGGGCUUCGACUACAGACUUGCCAUGGCGCUGCCUGACAUGUGGAUUAAACUUCUAAAGGAGAAGAGUGACGACGACUGGGAAAUGGGCAACAUUGUCCAUACCUUAACGAACCGCAGGCACGGCGAAAAGGUUGUCGCCUACGCAGAAUCCCAUGACCAGGCUCUAGUCGGCGACAAGACCCUCGCUUUCUGGCUUAUGGACGCAGCGAUGUACACAGACAUGACUGUGCUGAAGCCUCUCACUCCCGUUGUGGACCGCGGCAUAGCGCUCCACAAGCUCAUCCGCUUGAUCACCCACACCCUAGGCGGAGAGGCGUACCUAAAUUUUGAGGGCAACGAAUUCGGCCACCCGGAGUGGCUAGACUUUCCGAACGUUAACAACCACGACAGCUAUCACUAUGCGCGCCGCCAAUUUAACCUGGUCGACGACCAUCUUCUCCGCUACAGGCACCUUUACAACUUUGAUAAGGCCAUGCAGCUUUGCGAGCGCCAAUUCAAGUGGCUCAAUACACCACAGGCGUACAUUUCGCUGAAGCAUGAGGUGGACAAAGUCAUCGCUUUCGAGAGGAACGGACAUCUUUUCAUUUUUAACUUCCAUCCCACUCAGAGUUUCGCCGACUACAGAAUUGGGGUCGAACGGAGCGGCAGCUACCGCAUUGUGCUCAAUAGCGACCGCCCAGAAUUCGGCGGCCACAACAGGAUCGACGAGGACAAUUCGAAGUUCUUUACCACAGAUUUGCGCUGGAACAACAGAAGCAACUACAUUCAAGUGUAUAUUCCUACCAGGACAGCUCUAAUUUUGGCUCUCGACAACUGA